AUGAGAAUCCCCGAGAAGAGAGCCGCGAGAAUUCUGGAGAAAAAGGAAAUGAGAAGUCAAGAAUGCAUUUACACUCACUUGACUACGCAAAAGUACAGUUUGAAGAGACAAAAGCGAGUCUGCGAUCUGGCAUCAAGCUUCCAGGAACAAUUGCAGGGCUUGAUUUUGACCACCUUGUUGCAGUUCGAGGUCGAUCCAAGCAAACUUGAUUUGUCCCCUGACCCAAUGUUGCUUCUCAUCAAGGCCGCCGUCAACUGGUUGUGGUGUUGCGGCCAGAAGCUUCUCCCGGCUUGUGGGCGUAGUAACGAGGAAGAGGAGGAAGAGGAAUUGGUUGCUCCCUCCACGCCGAUUCCAACUACAAUUGGAUGCAAACCAGUGCCCGUGAGAUGA
Messenger RNA from Seminavis robusta, 390 nucleotides. Lineage: Eukaryota; Bacillariophyta; Bacillariophyceae; Naviculales; Naviculaceae. The record is from the annotation of a GenBank genome assembly.